AUGGCCUCCAAUAUGACAUGCCCACCCCCAAUGAAGGCUACAUCAGAAGGGGUGUUUCAAGGAAACAACCCUCUUGAUUAUGCACUUCCUCUGGUAAUUGUGCAAAUAUGCUUGGUUCUCUUGCUCACUCGCGCUCUUGCCUACCUUUUGAAACCGUUAAGACAACCGCGAGUCAUCGCUGAAAUUAUUGGUGGAGUUUUACUGGGCCCAUCAGCAUUGGGCCGUAACACAACCUACCUUCAUACCAUUUUCCCUACUAAAAGCCUACCAGUCCUGGACACAUUAGCCAACCUUGGGCUUCUGUUCUUUCUUUUCCUAGUGGGCCUGGAGCUGGACUUAAACUCCCUCAGACGGACCGGAAAAAAAGCCCUGACCAUAGCCGUUGCCGGUAUCUCCCUACCAUUCAUUUUAGGAAUAUGUGUUUCCUUUGUCCUUCGCGCAACGAUCUCCAAAGGGGUCAACCCGGGCCCGUUUAUCGUGUUCAUGGGCGUCGCAAUGUCCAUCACCGCUUUCCCGGUUCUAGCCCGUAUCCUAGCCGAACUCAAGCUUUUAACCACGGAUGUCGGUAGAAUGGCCAUGUCAGCAGCCGCGGUUAACGACGUGGCGGCUUGGAUCCUACUUGCACUAGCCGUAGCACUCUCGGGCUCUGGGCAUUCGCCAUUUGUGGCUCUUUGGGUUUUCAUGUGUGGGUCGGCUUUCAUCAUGUUAUGUUCGUUUGUCAUCCCACCAAUUUUUAAAUGGAUGUCUCGGAGGUGCCCCGAAGGUGAGCCCGUGGACGAGGUUUACGUUUGUGCCACUUUGGGGGUGGUUUUGGCUGCGGGGUUUGUGACGGAUGCUAUCGGGAUUCAUGCACUUUUCGGGGCUUUUGUGGUGGGUAUUCUCAUCCCGAAAGAAGGCCCGUUUGCUGGGGCGUUAGUGGAAAAAGUUGAGGAUCUUGUUUCGGGCUUGUUCUUACCGCUUUACUUUGUGUCAAGUGGUUUAAAAACAAAUGUAGCUUCCAUUAGAGGGGUUGAAUCUUGGUGUUUAUUCGUUUUGGUCGUAUGUGCGGCUUGUUUAGGGAAGAUUGCUGGCACGGUCGUGGUUUCUUUGUGGUGCAAAGUUCCAUUUUCGGAGGCUCUUGCUCUCGGGCUUUUGAUGAACACGAAAGGCUUGGUCGAACUUAUCGUUCUCAACAUUGGAAAAGACCGCGGAGUGCUAAAUGAUCAAACUUUUGCAAUAUUGGUUUUGAUGGCUCUUGUCACAACAUUUAUCACUACGCCUUCAGUGAUUGCGGUCUACAAGCCCGCGAAAAAGGCCACAAAAUCGGAAUACAAAAACAAGACGGUUUACGGGAAAGGUUUUGCGACGAGCCAGUUCCGUAUAUUCAUCACUUUCCAUGGAAUCAGAAACCUACCAACAAUGAUUAAUCUGAUCGAAGCCUCACGUGGGACCGGAAAGAAAGAGACCCUUACGGUCCACGCGAUGCACCUCAUGGAACUCACCGAGAGGUCUUCGGCUAUACUCAUGGUUCACAAGGCUAGGAGAAAUGGGCACCCCUUUUGGAAGAAAGAUCCCAAUAAGGGUUCGGAUCAAAUCGUGGUGGCGUUCGAGGCGUUUCAGCAGCUUAGUAAAGUCUCGAUCCGACCCACAACCGCCAUCUCUGCGGUAUCAAGCAUGUAUGAAGAUAUAUGUGAAGAGGCUGAGGCGAAAAAGGCAAGCAUGAUCAUCCUCCAGUUUCAUAAGCACAUAAGGCUCGACGGUCAUCUCGAGACAACCCGGGAUGAAUACCGGCACGUUAACCGGAAGGUUUUGGAGCACGCCCCGUGUUCGGUUAGUAUCUUAGUGGACCGUGGGUUUGGUGGGACUUCACACGUUUCCGCGAGUAACGUCGACUCGCUAGUGACGGUUUUGUUUUUCGGUGGUCAUGAUGACCACGAGGCUUUAGCCUAUGGAGCCCGGAUGGCUGAGCAUCCGGGCAUCAACCUAGUUGUAGUCCGGAUCCUUCUGGACUACAAUGCAGCCAACUCGGGCUCCGUGAGUGUCGAGAUAAGCGAACCGCCUAAAGACGAUGAUGUGAUUGCUGAAUUCAAAGAUAAGAUAUUGAAGAAAAGCACAAUCAAAUAUAUGGAGAGAGUGGUCAAAAACGCCUCCGAGGCGAUCGAAGUGAUUCGUGAUAACACUCGAUGCAACCUGGUUAUAGUCGGGAGGAUGCCCGAAGGUGAGCUAGCCGCAUUGAUGAGGAAAAGAAGCGAGUUCCCGGAGAUGGGGCCCAUCGGGAACCUUCUAAUCUCGCCGGAGUUCCAUAUCACGGCGUCGGUGUUGGUGGUCCAGCAAUACCGCCCACAGCUUUCGGUACAUGCUCUUGCCUCUUUAAAAGAGGAGGAAGCCAGUACCGACUAAUGGGAAUACGAGUCCAAUUAACUUGUUUUUGCAUAUAACCUGACCAGUUGUUAACUGAUCAUGUUGUUCGAGACGGAUCCGAUCUGUUAAUAACAAUUUAGUUAUUAACAGAUCGGACUGGUUGUGGACUAGGUUUAUAAGUUUGUUAGAACACAAAUAAACUCAGGGGACGAAUUGUGUAACACGUUACAUAUGUUGGUUUCUUUGGGAUGAUGUAAUUUUUUUUUUUUUUUGGUUAAAUUUUCAAAGAACUGUAAUUAUGAACAAAAAGAUGUAUAUUUUUAUGUAAAAACUUUAUACCGUGAAUAAGAAAGAGAUAAAACAUAA
Molecule: messenger RNA, 2706 nt
Organism: Helianthus annuus (common sunflower)
Lineage: Eukaryota; Viridiplantae; Streptophyta; Magnoliopsida; Asterales; Asteraceae
Product: cation/H(+) antiporter 17
Exons: 3
Coding region: 1-2379 (792 amino acids)
Biological process (GO): proton transmembrane transport; regulation of pH
Cellular component (GO): membrane; endomembrane system
Molecular function (GO): antiporter activity
Source: RefSeq, a predicted model, not a curated record